CGGCGCGCGCUGCGGAGGCUCCAAGAUGGCGACGGCCGCAGUUCCUCCUGCUGCAGCCUCCCCACCUCUGCAGUCCGGCGGCGCCUGCAGGGACUCUCGCUAGGACCGGGCAAGAAGUUUGACUGUCUUGGGUGCUAUAUAAAUAAAGAAGUUGCUGCAGGAUGAAAAGAUGGCAGCUCUGCUUAAUGCACCACCUGGCCCUCAUAGCUUCAAAGCAUUUACUCGGGAAUCAUUGGCUACCAUUGAAAAACGCAUAGCUGAAGAAAAGAAGAAAAAGCCACCAAAGCCAGACAGUAGCCACAGAGACGACGAUGACGAUAAUAAACCAACACCAAACACUGACCUAGAAGCAGGCAAAAAUGUGCCGUUUAUCUACGGCGAUGUUCCUUCGGAAUUUAUUGCUGUGCCAAUCGAAGACUUAGACCCUUUUUAUUUAAACCAGAAAACCUUUAUAGUUCUAAACAGAGGAAAAACAAUCUUCAGAUUUAGUGCCACGCCUGCCUUGUAUAUUAUAAGUCCUUUUAACCUAUUAAGGAGAAUAGCUAUUAAAAUUUUGAUACAUUCAGUAUUUAGCAUGCUCAUUAUGUGCACUAUUUUGACCAACUGCGUAUUCAUGACUUUUAGUAAUCCCCCGGACUGGUCUAAACAAGUGGAGUAUACCUUUACGGGAAUUUAUACGUUUGAAUCGCUUGUGAAAAUCAUUGCAAGAGGCUUUUGUAUAGACGGUUUUACAUUUUUGCGGGAUCCAUGGAAUUGGUUAGAUUUCAGCGUUAUUAUGAUGGCAUAUGUGACAGAGUUUGUGGACCUUGGGAAUGUCUCAGCGCUGAGAACAUUCAGAGUUCUCCGAGCUUUGAAAACUAUCUCUGUCAUUCCAGGUCUGAAGACCAUUGUGGGUGCCCUUAUACAGUCUGUGAAGAAAUUGUCGGAUGUAAUGAUUUUGACAGUGUUUUGCCUCAGUGUCUUUGCUUUAAUCGGUCUACAGCUUUUCAUGGGUCAUUUAAAGCGGAAGUGUGUUGUUUGGCCAAUCAACAUGGACGAACAAUAUUUGGCCAAUGGCAGCAAAGGUUUUGACUUUGAUGAAUACAUUAACAAUGACACAAACUUUUACACAGUUCAUGGAGCGAUUGAUCCAAUACUCUGUGGCAAUGGUUCGGAUGCAGGGCAAUGUCCAGAGGGAUACACAUGUAUGAAAGCAGGCAGGAAUCCAAACUUCGGCUACACAAACUUUGAUACGUUUAGUUGGGCCUUUCUGGCCUUAUUUCGCCUUAUGACUCAGGAUUAUUGGGAAAACUUGUACCAGUUAACCCUUCGUGCUUCUGGAAAAACAUACAUGAUCUUCUUUGUUUUGGUCAUCUUUGUUGGCUCUUUUUACCUGGUGAAUUUGAUUCUGGCUGUAGUAGCUAUGGCAUAUGAAGAACAAAACCAAGCAACAUUGGAGGAAGCAGAACAGAAGGAACAUGAAUUCAAAGCGAUGCUGGAGCAGUUGAAGAAAAUUCAGGAAGAUCAGGCAGCAGCAAUGGCUACCUCCGCUGGUACGGUUACUGAAGAUGCUGUGGAAGAUGAAGAAGGGGAUGCCAGGAUGUCCCAGACAUCUUCAGAACUGUCCAAAUUGAGUUCUAAGAGUGCAAAGGAAAGAAGGAAUCGCAGAAGGAAAAGAAAACAGAAAGAACUAUCUGAAGGGGAGGAGAAAGGAGACAAUGAAAAGGUGUAUAAAUCCGAAUCUGAAGACGGUAUGAGAAGAAAGGGUUUUUGGUACCCUGACACCAGGCUGGGAAGAAAAUUUUCAAUCAUGGAUCAGUCUCUACUCAGCAUCCCAGGCUCUCCUUAUCUGUCUAGACAUAACAGCAAAAGCAGCAUCUUCAGUUUUCGGAGAAGUUUUAGAGAUCCUGUCUCUGAAAAUGAGUUUGCAGACGAUGAACAUAGUACAGUGGAGGAAAGCGAAGGCAGACGAGACUCCCUGUUCAUCCCGGUCAGACACAAUCGGACGAACAGUUACAACAGUGGGUACAGCCAGGGAAGCCGAUCAUCCCGCAUUUUCCCUAACAUGCGAAGAAACGUUAAACGGAGCAGUGCUGUGGAUUGUAAUGGCGUGGUCUCAUUAAUUGGUGGUCCGGGUGCCAAUAUCCCUGGUGGACGUCUUCUGCCUGAGCCUACAACAGAAGUGGAAAUUAAAAAGAGACCUUCUGGAUCUCUCCGGGUGUCCAUGGACCAACUGAAUGCAUUAUUCUCAAAGAAGAACAGAGCCAACAGUGUUUUGAGUGUUCUCACACAGACCCUUGUAGAAGAACUGGAAGAAUCUCAGAAGAAGUGUCCACCGUGGUGGUACAAGUUUGCCGACACAUAUUUGAUAUGGACGUGUUGUCCUAUGUGGGUAAAAUUCAAGAAAAUAGUAAACCUGAUUGUAAUGGAUCCCUUUGUGGACUUGGCCAUAACCAUUUGCAUUGUCCUCAAUACUUUAUUCAUGGCUAUGGAACACUACCCAAUGACAGAAGAAUUUGAAAGCAUAUUAAUUGUGGGAAAUCUGGUUUUUACUGGCAUUUUUACAGCAGAGAUGUUUUUAAAACUUGUAGCAAUGGAUCCAUACUAUUACUUUCAGGAAGGCUGGAACAUUUUUGACAGCUUUAUAGUGUCUCUCAGUUUAAUGGAGUUGGGUCUUCAGGAUGUGGAAGGACUUUCAGUGCUGCGUUCUUUUCGAUUGCUGAGAGUCUUCAAGCUAGCCAAGUCCUGGCCUACACUAAACAUGCUGAUUAAAAUCAUCGGGAACUCUGUUGGUGCCUUGGGUAAUCUGACUGUGGUGCUCGCCAUCAUUGUUUUCAUCUUUGCUGUGGUGGGAAUGCAGUUAUUUGGGAAGAAUUACAAAGACUGUGUCUGCAAAAUAAACCCAGACUGCGUGCUACCACGUUGGCACAUGCAUGAUUUUUUUCAUUCCUUCCUUAUUGUUUUUCGAGUGUUGUGUGGAGAAUGGAUUGAAACCAUGUGGGACUGCAUGGAGGUCGCAGGACAGGCAAUGUGUCUGGUUGUCUUCUUGAUGGUGAUGGUCAUUGGUAACUUAGUGGUAUUGAACCUGUUUCUUGCUUUGUUGCUGAGCUCUUUCAGUGCAGAUAAUCUGGCUGCCACAGAUGAUGAUGGGGAAGUGAACAACCUUCAGAUAUCGGUCAUGCGAAUAAAAAAAGGGAUAGCUUGGAUUAAAUCAAUCGUACGCAACUUUAUGCAAAAGCACUUUAAAAAGAAAAAUGCUGAUGAGAAACCUUUGGAUGACAUGUAUGAGAAAAAAAGCUGCUUAGUUAAUCAUGCAGGGGUGGACAUCAAUCGAGAUAUGGAAUAUCAGAAGAAUGGCAAUGGCACAACCAGUGGUAUUGGAAGCAGUGUGGAGAAAUACAUCAUAGACGAGGAUCACAUGUCUUUCAUAAAUAACCCAAAUCUCACAGUCAAAGUGCCCAUUGCAGUAGGAGAGUCUGAUUUUGAGAAUCUCAACACCGAAGAUAUCAGCAGUGUAUCUGAUGAAGAAAAAAUGGAUGACACCAGCUCCUCAGAGGGAAGUACUGUUGACAUAAAACCAGAAGUAGAAGAAGUUCCAGUGGAACAGCCAGAAGAAUAUCUAGAUCCAGAUAACUGCUUUACAGAGGGCUGUGUAGCACGUUUCAAGCAUCUGGAUUUCAGCAUAGAAGAUGGGUGGGGAAAGCGAUGGUGGACCCUGCGGAAAACCUGUUUUCUUAUAGUGGAGCACAACUGGUUUGAAACUUUUAUCAUCUUCAUGAUAUUGUUAAGCUCCGGGGCUCUGGCAUUUGAAGACAUCUACAUAGAACAACGCAAGACAAUUCGUACAAUUCUCGAGUAUGCAGAUAAGGUUUUCACUUACAUUUUCAUCCUGGAAAUGUUGCUGAAAUGGCUGGCGUAUGGAUUUGUCAAGUUCUUCACCAAUGCCUGGUGCUGGCUAGACUUCCUCAUUGUUGAUGUCUCUUUAGUAAGUCUUGUAGCUAAUGCCCUGGGCUACUCGGAACUAGGUGCCAUUAAGUCCCUUAGGACCUUAAGAGCUUUGAGACCCCUAAGAGCCUUGUCACGAUUUGAAGGGAUGAGGGUUGUAGUCAACGCUUUGGUUGGUGCAAUUCCUUCCAUUAUGAAUGUUUUGCUGGUUUGCCUGAUCUUCUGGCUGAUUUUCAGUAUCAUGGGUGUCAACCUGUUUGCUGGCAAAUACUACUACUGUUACAACGAGACAGCAGAAGACAGAUUCCCAAUAGACGUAGUAAACAAUAAGACAGAUUGUGAAUACCUUAUGAAUCAAAGCAAUUCGGAAGUCAGAUGGAAAAAUGUAAAGAUAAAUUUUGACAACGUUGGAGCUGGAUACCUUGCCUUGCUUCAAAUAGCUACGUUUAAGGGAUGGAUGGAUAUUAUGUAUGCUGCAGUGGAUGCCAGGAAGGUCACCCAACAGCCACACUAUGAAGACAGCCUCUAUAUGUACAUUUACUUUGUCAUUUUUAUCAUCUUUGGCUCUUUCUUUACACUAAAUUUAUUCAUUGGUGUCAUCAUUGAUAACUUCAAUCAACAAAAGAAAAAGUUUGGAGGUCAGGACAUCUUCAUGACAGAAGAGCAGAAAAAGUAUUACAAUGCAAUGAAGAAAUUGGGCUCAAAGAAGCCACAGAAGCCCAUCCCUAGACCACUGAAUAUGUUCCAAGGAGCCAUCUUUGAUCUGAUCACACAACAAGCAUUUGACAUAAUCAUCAUGAUUCUCAUUUGUCUGAACAUGGUCACCAUGAUGGUGGAAACAGACGAUCAGAGCGAUUAUGCAGAGAAUGUCCUCUACUGGAUUAAUGUAGUUUUUAUUAUCUUUUUUACCACGGAGUGUGUGUUAAAACUGUGUGCAUUGCGGCAUUACUACUUUACCGUUGGAUGGAAUAUUUUUGACUUUGUUGUUGUAAUUCUCUCUAUUGUUGGUAUGUUCCUGGCUGAUUUGAUUACAAAAUACUUUGUGUCACCAACACUCUUCAGAGUCAUCCGUCUGGCUCGUAUUGGCCGUAUACUUCGCUUAAUCAAAGGAGCCAAAGGAAUUAGAACCCUGCUUUUUGCCUUAAUGAUGUCAUUGCCAGCCUUAUUUAAUAUUGGCUUGCUUUUGUUUCUUGUUAUGUUUAUAUUUUCCAUAUUUGGAAUGUCUAACUUUGCCUAUGUGAAGAGAGAAGGAGGGAUAGACGACAUGUUCAACUUUGAGACAUUCGGCAAUAGUAUGAUCUGCUUGUUUCAGGUCACUACCUCUGCUGGCUGGGACGGCUUACUGUUGCCCAUCUUAAACCGUCCCCCAGAUUGUGACAUUAAAAAAGAGAAUCCGGGAAGUCCAAUGCAAGGUGAUUGUGGAAACCCCUCUGUGGGGAUCUUUUUCUUUGUCAGCUACUUAAUCAUCUCCUUUCUUAUAGUGGUGAAUAUGUACAUUGCUAUUAUCCUAGAGAAUUUUAGUGUGGCCACGGAAGAGAGCGCAGAUCCUUUAAGCGAAGACGAUUUUGAAACAUUUUAUGAAAUUUGGGAGAAAUUUGACCCUGAUGCCACACAGUUUAUCCAAUUUAGCAAACUCCCAGAUUUUGCUGAUACAUUGGAGCAUCCUCUGAGAGUACCCAAGCCAAACACUAUUGAACUAAUUGCCAUGGAUUUGCCUAUGGUGAGCGGCGACAGAAUUCAUUGCCUGGAUAUUCUGUUUGCCUUCACUAAACGUGUACUUGGAGAAAGCGGAGAGCUUGAUAUAUUGCGUCAGCAAAUGGAAGAGCGUUUUGUAGCCUCUAACCCUUCAAAAGUGUCUUACGAGCCCAUCACCACUACGCUCAGGCGCAAACAAGAGGAUGUAUCAGCUGUGGUUAUUCAGCAGGCAUACAGACGUCACCUAACAAAACAAGGAUUUGUAUGUAGAAACCCUUCUUCAACUAUAAUGGAGAAUGGGGGAACAAACAUGGAGAGAAAGGAAGGCACCCCUUCUACGGCAUCCCUGCCAUCCUAUGACAGUGUAACUAAACCUGAAAAGGAAAAACAAGAAAGAAUAGAAGAAGCAAUUAGGGAGAGAGCGAAAAAACAAAAAUAUGUCAGGGACUCCAAGUAUUGAAAAAAAAUAACAUUUCACAUUUACAAGCAAAGGUUGUUUACAAAUUUAAUAUAUAAAUGCAGAUCAGCUAUGGAGACAUUUGCCUAAAGAUCAACACCAAACAUUCUGCUUAUUGUGACAUUGUUGCAUUUUAAGGCAGUGACACACCGCCUAGUUAAAAGACUCAUACAAGGAUGUCAUAUUGUUGGGCAGGUGGAUACUGCAUGUCCCCACAUCAAUAAAUGCAACAUAGGAGAAACAACCAGAGCUGCGAGGAAUAGUUUCAUUCUGUAGCAGCCAAAUGGAGUUUUUCUCAUAUUAUUAUGAAAAUCAAAAAAGCACCACUUAGGGGUUUGAUCAUGCAAAACUAUAUUUGCAUUGUUACAUUAGUCAAGCAGCAAAACAAGACAAAAAAAAAAAAAAACACACAAAAAUAUCUGGCAAAAAAAUAAAUAAAACUAAAUUAAAAAGGCAAAAAAAAACAAAACUAAACAUUAUGCCCAUGACGCAUAAUUAUCACAAUUUAUUUAUAUAUCUGCAUACCUUUUCUACACGGGCUUCAUGUGAUUUGGGAAAUGGGAAAAUCAGGUAAUUCUUCAGGCUGAAGGGGCACUUGCUCAGACCGAUUCAAAAAAAAAAAAAAAAAAAUUAAUCAAUUGUGCUCGUUCAAUGCAUAGAAAUGACUUGCAUGAUGGCAUGCUGUGAUCAGGAAUCAUGCAUGAAGACUCAUAAAACACAAAAUAUCAGUACUGUGUCCUCUGCAGUGGGUAAGCCAUAACCCUGAGGCAUGCCACUGAAUACUGAACACUGUAUCUGGAAUAAACCUAUUAUAUAUACCCUUUCACCAAUAUUUACCAAAUCUUCAAUCUUUUACACAUCAUGGCUAGGGAUUAAAGCAAGACAGAACGAUUUGUGUAUGUUUAUUAAAAUCUGUUAAAUAACAUCACUUUUGCACAUAUUACACACAGAUGAAAAGGAUACUAGUUGCUGCUUGAAGUUUCCUGGGGUACUAUAAAACUAGUUACAAGACAAGAAAUAGCUUCUAAUUCUAUGUCACUGUAAACCAAAAUCUAGGGCUUAUGAAAUUCUGCUUUUGUAUUUUGCAAUGUUUUUAGUCUCCAUUCUACAAAGGGCAUAUAUUUAGCAGAAGUAAAGCUGCAAUAUUUAGAAAACUGCUAGAAUAAGGAACGUGACAUAGUACCGUCUGUAUGGCCACAGUUUGCGAAGAAGGUUAUUUUAUUUAGGUUGGAACAAUUCACUGCUUAGCACUUUAAAAUGACAAGUUUGCUCUUUGUUCUCUGUCGUAACAUUUUUUUUAAAGCAAGUUUACUAAAAAGACUAAUACCAUAGUUACCAUGGCGACAAUAAUAACAACCAUAGAUUGCAAGUUAUAAUGCAAUUUGUAAUGAAUAUAGGUUUUUUUUAAGCUGUUACAAUGCAUUGUGCAAAGAGUCACAUCUCACAAAGCACUGCACAUUGCCAAGCCAUCGUCUGCACACCCCUUGUUCAUUUUCACCUUAUAUGUUUUACCAUGGAUCAGCAAUGAAUGUUUAAGAAAGUUUAGUUAAGGAUUCCUAUCCGCCUUCAAUGUUUGUCUUUUACUUUUUGGAAUAAUAAUUGAUAUCAUUUUGAAGUUAUAAUGAGGGCACCUCUGUGGGGCUGCAGUAACAUUAUGCAAAAAAUAUAGCAUGCUGUACUGUUUUUAUAGCUGCUGCUGCUAAAAAUGCUGACGGGUUUGGUGUAAAUGUGGUGUAAGAAGAAAGACGUUCUUGGUGUGGACCAAAAUAGUUGCCUGAUAUUUAACACACAGAAUGCAUGAAAUGCCAUGAUGUAUGUAUAUUAUCAUUUGGUAUCAAUCCGUUCCAAAAAUUUCAAUUGUUUGUCACUAAAGAUCACACCUCUAUGUCAAGCGGAACUUCCUAGUCUGUUUCACAAUCAGUGACAUACUGUACAUGAAUCUGAUAGGGAUGGGAAAAGGAACCUGGAAAGAACAUUUUUAACCAUUUACAGCUAAGAUAGGAUGUAUUAUAAGUCAAAUCCAUACAUAUGUUGUAAACAGCACAAAAAAGCUGAUCAGUGUGGUUCAACCUUUUAAGAGGAUACAUGAUGUAAUAUAUCAUUAUUUUAUUGACCUGUUUUUUUGUAAAUACAAACAAAAAUGACAAAUUAAAUAGAAUGGCUUCUGGCAUAGGCCACUGGCAUCCUUAUGUUUUAUUUUAGCUUUAUUUUAGGAAAUGCCAGAUUACUUUAGCAUGGGAUGUAUAACCCUGAAGAUAGAACCAAACCGUAUUACAAGUCGUUUUUUUCUCAUUCCAGUGUGCAAUAAAUUCUGACCACUUCUAUGCAACAUUUGGCUAAAGAUCAUAUAAAUAUAUUUACGCUGUGAGAAGUGAAGAUGAUUUUAUAAAGCCACUUGCAACAAAUUGCUGAGGCUGAAGAUAAUCACAAAGCUACAUUCUCUCCAUAAAUUAAAUAUAUCCUGCUUUAUUUAAAAUAACAAAUCUGUAGUUAAUUAACUAUCCUAAUUUUUCCCAUCUUAAUCUUAAUUUUAGAAGUACAGUAUAUCCGAUUAAAUGCUGAUUGCUAGCUUUAUUCAUUUGCAGUGCAGAUAGCAGAGUGAGGUCCUCACCAGCAGACAAGGGGCACUGAUCAAUGUGAUGUCUUAUAUCUUUUAUAUGUCUUUCAUUUGGGCAAGGGGAGGGAUGAUGAAAAAUCGAAGCUUCACUAAAUAAAAGAAGUACUAAUGCAUUGUGCAGUCUGUAAUGCAGUGUUUCUCCGAAACUCCAUGAUGGCGAACAGGAAAACAGCUUUUUGUAAAAAUUAAAAAUAAAAGAAAAUAUAAUACUGAAAAAGUUACAGUUUACAGAUUAUUUCCAGGGCUGCAUUCAGUAAUUGGUAAAUUCCAUUACAGGACUGGCAAUGGGACAAGGAUGGCACACUUGACCCCUAAUUCCUCCUGCAUUUACAAUAUGAUGGCUGACACUGAGAGAUAAUAUUGUCUUCCUUUAGUGUUGCGAUUAGUGCAGUCCUCUUGUGACCCUAUGUGGCCAUGUAGCAGAUUACUGGGCAUGUCCAUGAAAGCCAUAUAGCUGAUAUAGUGUAGCAACAAGAUUCCUGGAAACAAAAUAUAGUUACCCUGACUAUAUAACAGAACUUGCCCCCUUAUAUACCUACUCAUAAUAGCAUAUUAUUGGGUAAAUGUUUUGGUAGCUCUAGAUUAUUAUGUGCAUACAGAAGUGUUGUGCCCCCCAACCCCCGUCCCCUUCCCUAAACCAAAUCUCACCAGUCCUCCACUUUAAGGUACUGUCUUGGAACAGCCAAAUGAGCGCAGCAUCUACUUUAUACUGGUCUAACCGACUGUAAAGCAUUUCACAGAUAUUUAUACCUUUUAUGUAACGAUCUCUGCUCACUUUGUCUAUUGCUCUACAUUGCACCGUUGAAAUUAUUAGAAUAAUUAAUUAAACUAGAACAGGAGAUCAUUUCCCUCCAAUUACUCUAAUUAGUUUCUUCCCCUCUUAUUAUUAUUAUUAUUAUUAUUAUUUCUAUAUUGUUUUUGAGACAAAGUGUUAAGUCUAUGUAAGAGGAAACUAGUAAAACUAGAAAAGAAUACUUGUGUAUUAGCAAAAUGCAUGGUGGCUGAUGCUAAUCUGACCCAAUCUUGAUUAAAAAACAAAUGACAUUACUACCACAAGUAAAAAGGACAAUUAAAUAAACAUUAGUCUUUUUAUUGUACAAGAAAA
Messenger RNA from Pseudophryne corroboree (corroboree frog), 9798 nucleotides. RefSeq names its product sodium voltage-gated channel alpha subunit 8 (gene SCN8A). NCBI's taxonomy places the organism in Eukaryota, Metazoa, Chordata, Amphibia, Anura, Myobatrachidae. The transcript is spliced from 27 exons. Gene Ontology annotation, molecular function: voltage-gated sodium channel activity. Gene Ontology annotation, cellular component: plasma membrane; voltage-gated sodium channel complex; axon. The record is from RefSeq and is a predicted model, not a curated record. Gene Ontology annotation, biological process: membrane depolarization during action potential; sodium ion transmembrane transport; neuronal action potential. Bases 170 to 6079 code for a protein of 1969 amino acids.